Messenger RNA from Orbicella faveolata, 1064 nucleotides. Its product is annotated as large ribosomal subunit protein bL19m-like. Gene Ontology annotation, biological process: translation. Lineage: Eukaryota; Metazoa; Cnidaria; Anthozoa; Scleractinia; Merulinidae. Gene Ontology annotation, cellular component: mitochondrial large ribosomal subunit; ribosome. The record is from RefSeq and is a predicted model, not a curated record. Gene Ontology annotation, molecular function: structural constituent of ribosome.
CACUUGAAUGCGUGGGUACUGGACACUAACUAUGCUUUUAGCAACAUGGCGUCGAAGGUGAGACCAAAGUUCUUUUCUCCUUACGUUGAUGAAAAAAUAUUAAGAAGCCUUCAAAAACGCGUAUCUCCACGGAAAACAUCCCAGGAGUUAGAAGCUAGUAAAGAGAAACAAGUCGACAAGGGCAGCGAUAGUGCUGAGAAAACUGGUAGUGAUGAGCAGCCAUCACUAGUACAACAAACUGAAAAAACUGUUCAGGGAGAGAGCAUGACAAGCAAGAAGGCAAUGAUAAAAGUGAAUGUUAAUGAGUGGUACCAGAAGCGCACUGCAGAGCUGGGAGUGAAACCAAUCUACAAGACACUCCCAAACGCUAAAACAGCCCUAGAAGGCGAGAAACCCGAACCCCGGUUUAUCUGGAAAGAGAAGAAUUGGCCUAAAGGAUUCCCGGACUCUCCUGAAGAGGCCAAAACAGAUGUCAUGACAUUCUUAGAACAGAGAGACUGCUACCGUAGGCUGCAGACACUUAAAGUGAAAGACUUCUGUGUCGGCAGUAUAGUGGCUGUGACGAGAUCAGAUCCACACGUUGCUAAAGGACAAGUCAGGUUUGUAGGAAUCUGUAUCUACAAGAGUCGUUGGCAGAACACCUUGGGUGCGACAUUCACUUUACGUAACGUGAUAGAAGGAGAGCCCAUGGAAAUAAACUUCCAGCUCUACUCACCACUCAUUCAGAGUAUCGAGGUCAUUAAACACGAGCGAAGGGAAGAAGACGCCUUGUUUUACCUUAGAGACUAUCCGCCAUCCAUGAGCAUGGUGAACGAGAAAAUGAAGGCGUUGCCGUACACGGAGGAACCUUCCCUCUAUGUUGAAUCUGAAGAAACAAAGAAAGAAAUCGACGAAUGGUUCGCUAAACUAUGGAGACUGAAAAAAAGAUUCUAGAUUUGUCACGCCUAGGAGUAAUCGCUUUGUGACUUGUCUCCAAACUGUUCACAAGCAGACAAGCCUGUAGGACGCUAGGGGUGGCCAACAAUCUUUUUUCUUUUUUCAAAUGAAUAAAAUGUCAAAUGAUA